This is a messenger RNA of Acanthosepion pharaonis, 891 nucleotides long. Lineage: Eukaryota; Metazoa; Mollusca; Cephalopoda; Sepiida; Sepiidae. The record is from the annotation of a GenBank genome assembly.
AUGCUUGAUUGUAAAGUGUACGUGGGCGAUUUGCCCAGGGAUGCUUCUGAGAAAGAACUGGAGCGAUCGUUUCGUUACUACGGUCCUUUGAAGAGCGUGUGGGUGGCGCGCAACCCAGCCGGGUUUGCUUUCGUUGAAUUCGACGAUCCACGCGAUGCCGAGGACGCCGUACGCGCUCUCGAUGGUAAGACGAUGUGCGGGGUUCGAGUCCGGGUCGAGCACUCAACCGGCAAGGUGAGGCCGAAACCAUGGUCCCGCGGAGGUCACGGCGGUGGCGGAGGGCACGGUGGCGGUCGGGGUCCGUCUCGUCCACGCCGACCGUUCAACCCUGAGGAUCGAUGUUACGAGUGCGGCGAGAAGGGUCACUACGCCUACGAAUGUAAUCGCUACAGCCGGAGACGUAAAUCUUCGUGUGGAGGUGGAGGCGGCGGCAGUGGUGGAGGGCUUGCUUCUGGGGGUCACGGCGGUGGGGCAUCGUCCGGAGGUGGUGGAGGAUCGUCCAGCCGGUCGCGUGGGGGCGGAAGUGGCCGGAGAAGCUAUUCUCGUAGCCGAAGCAGUAGCCGGAGCCGCAGCCGCACCCCCCGAAGCCGGAGCCGCACCCCACGGAGUCCCCGAAGCCCCCGGAGUCCCCGGAGCAGAAGCCGCACCCCCAGGAGUCGGAGCUUCACCCGUAGCCCUCCAUCGAGGUCGUCUCGUUCACCUCUGAGCCGUGGAGGAAGGGACAGCCCCCCAACCAGAAAUGGGACUGACGAGAUCAUAUUGUUGUUUUUGCUGUCUGGUCCAUGCUGGAUAUUAGAAGAUACACAUGCCUGCACGCCUAAUAAGAAAGAUGAUGAUGAUGAUGAUUUUGUUUCCCGAUUUGACAAAACUCCCAGACUCAACAUGAAUUGA